Molecule: messenger RNA, 4977 nt
Organism: Psylliodes chrysocephalus
Lineage: Eukaryota; Metazoa; Arthropoda; Insecta; Coleoptera; Chrysomelidae
Source: the annotation of a GenBank genome assembly
UAUCACAAGCAGUGACACUUUCAAAACCAAAUUCGUAAUUUCAAUAGCCAGUUAUUAUCAGACAAUUCGUAUUCAAAAUAGCCCCCAUUAAACUAUGUAGCAGACUGGAAAAGAAUGGAACACUUCAAAAAGAGACUGAUUCACCAACACCAAAAGCCAUAUCCAAGUAAACUGUCUCGUACGGCAGAACUAGACGAUGGAGAUGAGGAUGCCUCCUCGAACUCUUCGACAAGUUCUUGUUCCAACAGCAUGAUUAGGCCAGAAAACAAAAAAGAGGGCAACCCUCAAUUGAAAGUAGCCAGAAAGAGAGCGGUCUGCAGAAGCAAGUUUCGGCACAAUAGUCUGAAGAUUUUUAAACUCGGAACAAGUAUACCCACUUCAUUGUGCAAAUCAAAAGAACCUUACAACGUCAGUGCAGAAAAAAAUCUACAACUUUGUUGUGAAGAUGCCAAGGAUAAAAGAAAAAAUAGAAAAGAUGAGAAACUAAUUCAAAAACAAACUAUAACUGAACAAAUAAUCAACUCGAUAGAAGGCAAUAAUAAGAAAGAACAUUUUCAAAGAUCAAUAUCUGCAAAUUUUGAGAGUUCAACAAAAUGUCCAGGAAAGCAUAAUUUACCAGCUAUUAUUGCAGAAAUACCUGUUAAGAGAAGAAAUUCAUUAUCCAAAAGUUCUGAAGAUGAACAAAAAAUUAGCGACAGUUGUAGAAAAUCAUGUGUUGACUCAGAAUAUACAAAAUUUGAUAACCUCAGAGUCCAGUCAAUAUAUCAACGAAGAAACACUGUAAUUGGUACUGAAGCGCCUAGAGAUUACUUAAAUGAUCCAAAUUCUAUCAAAUAUAGUAAAUUAAAAGAAGACGUAGAAAAACAAACUAUAGCAGUUAGCAAUAAUGAAAUUUCCUAUAAAUUGUUAGAAAAACUUGAAAGGAUAUCUCCAGAUUCGACUUUUACUGAAAAGGAAAUGAAGUCAACACAAUAUCCGUCAUUAAAACAAUUUUAUAAUAAUAUAAGUCCUACUUUCACACCUAGUUCAAGUGAAGUUCUCGAAAGCAUGCAUAUGCCUCUACCAGUUAAUAUCGUACUACCUCAUAAUACGUCAAUAACUCCGAUAGUACCAGCUACUAACGAACGAUAUCAACAUAGUUCUCAAAUUAAGAGUCCAACUAAGCGAACUAGCAGCAAUUUUUACAAUUCAUCCAAUAAUAAUAAUCUUCAAAAUGAAUAUUUACAAUCUACUUCGAUAUUACCAGUUCGAAUGGAAACAACAGAAAAUAAUAAUUCUUCAUUGCCUAAUUUAGAUAACCCCAUUAACCUAUCAGUUAAAAGAAAUAAUGAGUCAAGCAUAAGACCUCCUCUUCAAUUACCUUAUCUCAAUGAAUUCAAGUCAAAUAAUGCAACUCUUCCUUUUCCAUAUUCUGAAGGAAUAUUUAAAAAUGGCGGUCAUUUUCCUGAGAUACAACAACAGAUUUCUAGAUUAGAAAAUAUGCCUUCAAUUAAGCCGUUCGAAGAAAGCUUUGCUAGAGCAAUUGUCCAAAGGGUAAAAUCUGUUAUGUUUACUCCGUUCUCUGUAGACAAUUUACUAGUUCUAAACGACUUAUAUAAAAAACUAAUAAACCUUACCUGCUCAAAGAAGUUGUCAAAUGAAAUAUUAAGAAACUUAAAAGAUGUUAUGGAAGAUAUAAUAUUAUACACAAAUAAUAAUUUAUUUGAAAAUAAAUCCCAAAUUUUCAAAAAUUAUACUCGGCAAAUUAUGGAAUUUGAUUUAGAACAUCAUAGAGCGUUAUUAAACGAUGUUAUUCAUUUAUUACGAAAAAAUCGUUACGACCAUGUAUGGAUGGGACAUUUUCUAAUAGUUCUAUCAAGAAAUCGCCCAGAUAUGCCACAAAUAUCACCUAACAAGGGGCCAAAUUCGAAUCUUUAUCCGUCCUUGAUGCCACAAUAUUUUCCUUUAGAUGACAAAGAAUUACGCCAAAAGGUAUAUAAAUCCAGACGGGUGCAAGUUAAAAAACGUACACAUCAUCCUAAGUUACCGCCGCAUUUAGACCCCUUGUACAAUUCGAAUAACAUUAGAAACGAAAGUUAUCCAAGUGAUAGUCGAUAUAUUCCACCAAAACCGGAAUCGUUUGAAGUUAAAAAUAAAAACAAUUUAGUAGAAUGUAAAAAUAAACCCCAGAAAGACCACGAAGUUUUAAUAAAAACACCAAAAGUAGAUAAGGAAAACGAUUUUAUAGGAAAUGCAGAUAAGACGUUUGUUAACGAUACUGUAAUAGUUAAAGACGAAUCAAUGGAAGUGACCAGAGAAAAUACAGAAAUAAGAAUAAAAAAGGAAAAUGAAAUAGAUAAAGAUGACGUGGUUGUGAAAAGAGUAUCCAAAACCGAGAUAGUGUGCAUUAAGAAAGAAAGUGCUGAUGAGAAAAAUGAAACUAAAGAGGUUUCCACGGAUGACUUACAUCUUUUUAAGGAGCUCCUGAAACAAGAAGACAAGAACAUUUAUAAUAGAAUCGUAAAUAAAAUUCUCUAUGUGAAAGAAACUGCGAAAGACGUUAUUACGAUUGACGAUGAAGAAGACAUGUCUACGCAAAGCAAUAGAUUACGAGAAAUAUUAACAAACCCCCAAUCUACCGUUGGUCAUACGCCUCCAAAGAAAGUUAACACUUCCUCCUUGAAAUCUCCAGAUGUCGUUAUUAUCGACGACGAUACUGAAGAUAAUGGUUUUAAAGAACAAAAGCCAGAUUUAAAUAAAAAUUACCUAAGUGUAAGUAAAUUCAUGUUCCCAAAUAAGACUGAAUUACAUGAAAAUGUGAAGAAAGCAUUGAAAAGAAAAGGUACAUCUAAACAGCUAACAAAAAAUAAUGUAAUAGAAAAAAACCCGAAGCCAAUAGAAAGUAUCCGAGAUACAAAACCCGAUAAGAAAUUUGAGUCUGUUCACCCACCAGAAGAUACAAAGAGAAAAAAGUUAAAACUAGACAUUAAAAAACCACGCCCGUAUAAAAUGCCUAUUGUAUCAACUCCAGAACAUAGAAUGCACCCUAACUAUCAAAUAUUCGAAUCUUCAAAAGUUUUCACCCCGCCAAACAACACCGGAAGGCCAUAUUUAUCUCAACCAUUACUCAAUUGUAGGACACCAGAAGAUGUAACUCCAAUGAUUUCACAUUCUCCCAGCGAUAUAAAUUCUUCAGUAGUUCCUUAUUCUAAUCUAGGUCCACUUUCAACCCAGGCAAGUAUCAAUUCAAACUGGAAAUCCUGGAUAUCUGAAGAACGAAAAAAGGGUUUUCUAGAUGCCAGACCUCCCACUCAUAGAAGACAGUCAGUUGAAACUAUAAGUAGUGUCGGCAGUGACUAUUCCCCGAAUUUAGACCAUGAUGAAAACUAUGUAAAAAUAAGAGUAGACGCUAAGUGGUAUAGAAUUAAAAAAAGUGUAAUGGAGAGUAUUCCUAGAGGAAAACUUUGCUAUGUUCGUGAAAAUAAUUGCCUUAUAAGGUAUUACGAUGACAAUCAACUAGCACAGUUUAUCCAAAAUAUGAAUAUCAAUUUAGUAGGUCCUGCUGCUUUUGAUUUUUUAAAGCAAAUCAGAGAAAGAGUUGAUGGUUAUUUGAGCGAAGAUAUUUUCAUAACACCUUACGAGGUUACGGAAAAGAAUCAAGCAAUCCAACUAUCAGAAAAUAUUAGUUUUACUAAAGAUGAUUACAUAUCGAUACCCGAGUUAUACGUAGAAGAAAUGGAAAAAGUAGAAAGGUUUGUUCCAAAAGAUUUCCUAGGUUUUUAUAAAUAUGUCACAGGGUAUCAAAUUGUUAAUAAUCACCAUCCCAUAUCGUUUCAGACGUUUCUAACUAUGCACAAUACUAAUGGAAUUAAAAUGUUUUAUAAGCGUUAUUUGUUGUCUAUUUUAGAAAAUAAAUUUGAGUAAUAAUUAAGUAGUAUUUGACAAAUCAUAAGGCUGAAUCGUAUUAUCAGACAAUUAUAGUUAGUUAUACUCGAAUAAAUAAGAUAUAAACUAAAAAGCAUUUAAGGACGGCGUGUGCCCAUAUCUAGGGAACCGUUUAUCUGGACAAUUUCGGAUUUUUUUUUUAAAUCGUUAAAUUUCUUAAAAAUAUUUUUAACUUUGUAAAUUUCUUUACAAAAUAUAAUUUUAUUUUUAAUAAAAAAAAUCUGUAUUAUUUUAAACCUAGCUUUCAGAAAACUAAACAAUUAUACAUCUGUGGCAAACGGAUUCUCCAGCGUCACCUUCAUUUCCCACACACAAGUACAUUUUUAUCGAAAGCUAUGUUUAAAGUAACCUCUGCAUAUACAGGGUGUUAAAAAAAAGUGUCACAAAAUGAAAUGGUGAAUAGUAUGACCCAAAAUAUGCAGAAAAGUCUUAAUAAAUAUAUGACCGCAAAUUAACGGUUUCGGAGAUACGGACCAUUUUGUGUUUAUAACAAUUUUUUAUUAUUAUAAAACACAAUGAUAUUUAUAAACAAUCAAUAACAACAUAGAGUUAAAUGAGAUGUUCAAAGUGCUCUCCCUCCAUUUCAAUGCAUUGCCAUUUGCACGACCGUACAUAAAAUGCAUGUCAGCUAAUUCAAUAUUAGUGUAAACAUAACGAAAAUUUAUAAAAUUAUUCACCCACAACAAAAUAAUAACUGCAAAUAGUAUCUAUGAAAAAACAUCGGUAGACUCCGAUAAGAAAAGCAAGUUUUUGAGAAUGAAAAAAGAUAAUCAAAAAAUGAUACAAAACACUCCGUAUCUCUGAAACCAUUCAUUUGCGGACAUAUGUUUAUUAAGACUUUUCUGCAUAUUUUGGCCCAUACUACCCCCCGUUUUAUUUUGUGACACUUUUUUUUAACACCCUGUAUAGACUAGCUGGUAAUGACAUAUUUUGUGCAACGUUUUUAUAAUAUAUGCGUCUUUUUAAGUUAUGAUUAUUAUAGGAUUUUAACAUGUUCCAGCCAAUUAUCUAAAAGUGCUCGCAUGCAGCGGCGUACACUGGGGCAGAAUGCAU